CUUUUUCACCACCUAAGUUGUAAACUAGUUCAUAAUACUUCACUGACAGAGACAGUUAUUUCACAUGAUGAAACUUUUUUCUACGCAGAGAAAAUGAAAAGAAGAUCAUCAACCACCUUUGACCAAAUUAGGCUUUAAUUAGAUUCCACGAACUUAAUGGAAGCCAGGUUGCAUGUCAAGUACUAUCUAUAAAAGUUAAUGGUUAUUGAAACAGAAAGAAAUGAAAUCAAUACCAAGAUAAAGCCCGUGAAACAAGGUUGGAUCAACAAAAUGUAACAAUUGGCUAAUAUUCCUUUAUAUCAUCCUAUUUUCCUGGAUCACUAUCACUUUCUCAAAAAAUUAAAAAAAAAAAUAAAAAAUAAAAAAAAAAAUAAGGAAGACCAACCAACCGAGCCUUCAACCAACUUUAAUUUUCUCCUACAUUUCACUUUCUCUCAUUCCAUUUUCUUCUUCUCCCAUUCUUCAACCCUGCAAAAAACAAAGAAAAAGGUAAAAUAAUUAAAAAAGAAAAUCAAAAUGAAGUCGAAAAACAGCUUAAUCCCACUAAUUUUCUCCCUCAUUUUCUUCCACUCUGCAGAAGCCAUUUGCAAACCUCGAGGCUUCGACUACAUUCAACCUUCUUCUAAUGCAUCAACGUCGACCAGCCAGCAACAACAAUCACCAUCACCAUCAGCGCCAGCACCAAACCAAGUCCCAUCUUCACCACCAUCAACAUCAACUCCCAUUUCCAAUGCCAACUCCAACCCUCCUAGUUCAGAACCUCAACCACCAAGUUCCUCUUCUUCUUCUCCUGCUAAAACUUUUACUCCUUCUCCUGCUCCUCCACCAACCUCCUCCUCUCGUCCACUCGCAGGAAUUAACCUCUUUAACCAGCCAACUCCCAAAACCGAACCCACAACUGUUGACCCAGCCGUCAAGAAAAUUUGCGACAGCACGGACUACCCAACUCUCUGCCUCGCUUCUCUCACCCCGUUCCUCAUCGUCGGGAAGACCGACCCUGUUUCUAUUCUCGAAUUGGCCAUAAAGGCUUCGACCCAGCAAGCCAAAUUGGCUCUUGAAGCUGCUACGAAGCUCGCAAGCGCUCCUAAUCUUCCUCCAAGAAAGGCAAGCGGGCUGAGUGAUUGCCAGUACAUGUUCAACGAUGCUUUGGAUAACCUUGAGAGUGCCAUGGAUGCUAUACCGUCUAAGGAUUAUGGGACUGUGAAUAGCAUGCUUAGUGCUGUGAUUACUGAUUCUGAGACCUGUGAAGAUGGGUUCACUGGGCAAUCUCCAUUGGCUGAGUUUGAUGACAAGCUGAGGAUGAUGGGAAGCAAUUGCCUUGCCAUUUCUUCAUUGAUAUCGCCAAUCAUAUAAAUCCUUUAUUAUUCACUUGCUUUUUUUUUUUUUUUUUUUUCAUCUUUUCUUUUUUGGUUUUUGGCGUUGCUUUCUAUCUUCUCUCCCCUAGUAGCUAUAGAAGUUUCUUAUGGGUGUUUUCAUACUUUUUUUUUUUUUUUUUGGGGGUAAACCAGGAGAGAAGCUUUAUAUGCACAUAUAUGGAACUAAAGUUUGUCAAAGUUGACAGAGAAUAAGUGGGUUUUAGCAUAUGCGUAUGGAAUUAGCACUAAUGGAUACUGAUAUUAUGUAUACGUACAAAAAUAUCUAAUUCAUCAUAUUUGAUAAAUUAAGUUUGAUUAUACUACGAAUAAGUUUGUAUUUGUGAUUUUCACCCAAAAA
Molecule: messenger RNA, 1713 nt
Organism: Ziziphus jujuba (common jujube)
Lineage: Eukaryota; Viridiplantae; Streptophyta; Magnoliopsida; Rosales; Rhamnaceae
Product: pectinesterase inhibitor 10
Exons: 1
Coding region: 517-1353 (278 amino acids)
Molecular function (GO): enzyme inhibitor activity
Source: RefSeq, a predicted model, not a curated record